GUACAAGAAACAAUAUAAGUCUACAAAAUAAACAUGCACUGACGUAGCUCAUGUCCUGUGGUCUCGAUUACAAGGGCUAUCCAUUUGGCUUUCUUCAUGCGGUGGUAUGACUUGGAAGAUGGCAAAGGAAUCCAAACUCUCCGUGUCCAUUCCUUCUGAAGAAGCGAACUCACUCGGCAACUCAACAAGCAUAAAGCCUUCUCUAACAAACUCGCUCAGGCACUCAGCAGUUGAGGGCCUUACCUCAGUUGCUGCCAAAACUGUCGUCUUUCUGUUGCACACACAUUUCAACGUCUUGGCCAAGCCAACCAUCUCCUCGGCGUUGUAGAACACAUCAGACAUCAAAACCAAGUCAAACUCACCGACUUCGCUCAAUGACUCGUCUGAUCCCCACAUGAGUUCCCUGACCUUGACUUGUUCACCAAGUCCGUUGGCUUCGACAUUCUUCAGCAAACCUGGAAGCAGCGGCUUGAUGUCGGUGAGCACAACUUGGCUCGCUCCUAGCCGGGCUGCGGUCAAGCCGGGGAGUCCAGCUCCUGCACCAAGCUCAAGCACGGUCUUGCCUAGAAAACUGAAGUUUGUUCGGCUUUGGUUGGUCAUCCAGUUGGAUAGGACCAAAGCCGAGGCCCAAAUCCAUGAGCCGGUGAGUGCUCGGCCAGUGGCCGGGUCACAAACGUCCUCGAGCUCAUGGAUUACAAGCGUGUCGUCGGCGACUUGGAUUUGUCUCAUGGCCAUUGACUCUGAGGCUAUUAGCUCCUCGGCUCCUUUACUUGAACUAGCUAUAUGGUAGGUGCUUUUUAUAUCCAAUGAUUCUCUGAAGUGGAGAUUGCUAACAGUUUAAAGUACGACUAUUCCAAUUCCCAGACAAAAUUGUUCUAUGAGAAUUUGUUCUGCUGGGAUGUGUUGGGAUUGGAAUAUGAAGCAAGUGCAUAGGCACCACCCAAUGGCAUUCUGGAAUACGCCGGGCCUGUUACGCCUUAGAUGUCCGUUAACGGAGGGGUAUCCACGUCAAUUCUAUGUCCAUGGUAAAUGAAUUUUAACUGAGCCACCUCCCUCUCACGUGCUAUUCAAUGGGCCUCAUCUUCUUCUUCUUCUUCUUCUUCGAAGACUUCGCGUCUGAUAUUGUACGAGUCUGGGAAAGGUGGAGAAAAGGUUUGGGAAGACGAAAUCGGUGGCGUUGAGUGGAUGAAGAAAGUGUAGGCAGGAGCUCAUGUUGGUUUUCAAGCUAUUGAAUGCAUCAAGUUCAGGUUGAAUUUCACCAGAAAGAUUAUUGUUAUUGAGUAUCAAUGCAAGCAGGCGAGCAGCUGAAAAAAGUCAAAAACCAACGAUGUUUAAUGGAAUUGAACCUGAUAAUGAGUUGUGUGAGAGAUUAAUCACUUGUAGAUAGGUUAAGUUUCCAAUCCUCGCCAGAAUAUAGCAAUCAAUUUUGGGGUAUUUCCCCUAAAAAAAAAAAACAGAGUAAUUUUUAAUUUUAUUUAAAAAAAGCGAGUAGUUUUUAAUGUAUAGGGAGAUACUAGUAUACUACUGGUAACGCUCCAGACUCCAAUAGGAGUAGGCAAUAUUCCUAGAUUUGAGGAUCUUGUUCUAUAUAACAGCACAAUGCAUAUAGAUUUCUGAAAGGGUCGGGCGUCGAUCAAUAUUCAUGAUAAACAGAGACUCUAAGCAGAGACUUUUUUAGGGUUUUAGCUCAAUCCUAAAACAUGGCGUCUGUGAUGACAGCGUUUCGAAGCAGAACCCUAACUUCCUUGUUUAAGGUACAUCGCUUUCCUCCUCUUUGCUUCACCUCUCUAAUUCCCAGCAGAAAUAACAUUCAGACGCCAACAACAACCUGCUUCACCAAAACUCUAUGCACCUCUCCUGCCCACCAUGGAAUUGGUUCUUCCUCUGAUGAAGAGGAAAUAGUGAUUAAUAAGCCUAAGGUAGAAUACAGGAGAAAUCAAACAAACAUCGCACUCGGAAUCACAAAGAAGCUGCUUCUGAACGAAGCCAAGGACUCAAACCUAGUAUGCGCGCCGCUUUCCAUUCAAGUAGUGCUCUCUCUUCUCAACUCUAAAACCAAUUCCACCUUUGACGACCGUGCGUUGGCGUCCGAGCUCGCGGCUCGGGUGUUUGCAGAUGGGUCCCAAAAAGGUGGGCCCCGCGUAUCAUGUGCCAAUGGCCUCUGGGUGGACGAGUCAGUCCAUCUGGAGCCUUCUCUGGAACAGGCAGUGGGCAGUGCCUACAACUCGGCUCUGCACCGAGUGGAUUUCAAAACCGAAUAUGAGGAAGUGAGAACUAGAGUUAAUUCAUGGGUGGAAGAGGAGACUAACGGCCUCAUCAAAGGUGUUCUUUCUCCGGGCUCAGUAAACAGCCUAACGAGGCUCCUAUUUGCAAAUGCAUUGUACUUCAAAGGAGAUUGGGCCGACAAGUUUGCUGCAUCAUUGACGAAAAAGUAUGACUUCCACCUUCUCAAUGGGAACCCAGUUAAGGCAGUGCCCUUCAUGACCAGCUGCAGGGAGAGGCAGUACAUAAGUGAAUUUGAUGGAUUCAAAGUCUUAAAACUUCUGUACCGAACAGGAAAAGACAAGAGGCUGUAUUCCAUGUGCUUGUUUCUUCCGGAUGCAAAAGAUGGUCUGCCAGCUAUGGUCGAGAGACUUAAUUCUGAGUGUGGCUUAAGAAGCCACAUUCCAUAUUCAAAACAAAGGGUGGGUGAGUUCAGAAUUCCAAAGUUCAAGUUUUCUUUCGACUUUGCAGCUGCCCGUGUUCUUAAGGAGUUGGGACUUCUGGGAGGUUUGACAGAGGAGGUGAAAUCACGCGUGGGUGAGCCACUAUAUAUUCCCAGCAUCUAUCAGAAAGCCGUCAUUGAAGUUAAUGAGGAAGGCACCGAAGCUGCAGCUGUUACUUUCGGGGUGGAAAUGUCUGCGGCUUCACCUUGUCCUCCCAAACCUAAAGUGAUAGACUUUGUGGCUGAUCACCCAUUCAUGUUCGUGAUUAGAGAAGAAGUAACGGAAACAGUUCUGUUCAUUGGUUAUGUGCUCAAUCCACUACUUAAGGGCUGAUUAUUACGGUAUGGAGGCCAAGAAAAUAGGCCUGUGAUAUUUGGGUUUCUUAGUUUUAUUAGGCCCAGCUGCUUUUGCUUUUCUUUGCAUGUGUAGCUUCGUGAAAGGUUUUAUUAUUUUCAAUGUAAUCAGGACGCUCGGAUCGGAUUACAGAAAUUAUAUAUGCUUUAG
Molecule: messenger RNA, 3209 nt
Organism: Rosa chinensis
Lineage: Eukaryota; Viridiplantae; Streptophyta; Magnoliopsida; Rosales; Rosaceae
Product: serpin-ZX
Exons: 1
Coding region: 1701-3038 (445 amino acids)
Molecular function (GO): serine-type endopeptidase inhibitor activity
Source: RefSeq, a predicted model, not a curated record